UGGCUGAGAGGGAGUGAGAUUGUCCAGAGAGAUUCCACAGGUGAACUAGGUCUUCCGGAUGAAGAUAAAAGGUUGAGAAAUGUCUUCAAUUUCGUUGCGAGUCGAUCAGAUGAUGGACAGGAGUACACCUGCUUGGCUGAAGUGGACUUGGGCUCUAAUACCACAAAGUCAAUCACAAACUCUUCUGUCACACUGCAAACUUACGCUUUCAUGGAUCAGCCUAGAAUCCUGGACAAAAGACCCAAAGAAGUGAAGCAAGAGGUCACAUUAACAUGUGAGGUCUCAAGUGUCUAUCCUACUGAGAAGAUGAGAGUAAGAUGGUUUCAGGAUGGUGUGGAACUGAACUCAGAUACCACAAGGCCAAAUUCCAACAUUGUCCGAAUAACAGCAGCAUGGACACCACAGGAAUCUGGUCUGUUGGAAGUCGUCUGUAUGGCCGAUUUUGAGAAAUAUCCAUCAAUUCCCUCAAAGAAUAAUAGUGCUUUCAUUGAGGUGUAUGCUUUCUCUUCCCCUGAAAUCCAAGUACCAACCAGCCAGGAAGGAAAUCUGGUUAAUAUUACAUGCCUUGUGUUAAAAGUCUCAGGGGAUCUUGAACUCAGACUGAAGAAAGGAAAUGACACAUUAGUGAAUGGAUCAAGCAGUACUGGGCUCACUAUCUCUCAUACAGUAGAAGCUCAAGUUAAGCUGGAUGGACAGCAGUAUAUCUGUGAAGCUGAACUGAAACUUCAAGAUCAGUCAAUGACAAGCCCUGUUAUAAAACAACAGAUUGAAACCCUCCAUGUCCUGUGCUAUCACUCCCUUCCUAAAGUGUAACUAUGGAGGUGAGUGCCCUUGACUACAUCUCACAACAGGUGGCCCAUCAUCGUUGGUGGUUCCUAGCAAAUGAUGAUGAUGAUGAUGAUGAUGAUGAUGAUGAUGAUGAUGAUGAUGAUGACGAUGACGACGACG
This is a messenger RNA of Chiloscyllium plagiosum (whitespotted bambooshark), 948 nucleotides long. The record is from RefSeq and is a predicted model, not a curated record. NCBI's taxonomy places the organism in Eukaryota, Metazoa, Chordata, Chondrichthyes, Orectolobiformes, Hemiscylliidae.